Molecule: messenger RNA, 1039 nt
Organism: Nanorana parkeri
Lineage: Eukaryota; Metazoa; Chordata; Amphibia; Anura; Dicroglossidae
Product: NADH-cytochrome b5 reductase 3
Exons: 9
Coding region: 112-1017 (301 amino acids)
Cellular component (GO): mitochondrion
Molecular function (GO): oxidoreductase activity; FAD binding
Source: RefSeq, a predicted model, not a curated record
GUGCGCUGGAUGGGCGGGGCCGGCUGGUAGUUGAGGCUGCGCGUGUCGUAGAACGUUCGCUGGUUUCAUUAGAUCAGUGCAGGCAGACUAGGCUCCGCUGUCACCGGCCACAUGGGGGCGCACAUCAGUACGUUGGGGCAGAUCGUGGGGUACCCCUUCUACCUCGUCUUCUCCAUAUUCAAGAGGCUUUUCGGAAAGUCUGCGCCGGCCAUCACCUUGGAGAGCCCAGAUAUUAAAUAUCCGCUGAGACUGAUUCUCAAAGAGGAAAUCAGCCAUGACACGAGGAGGUUCCGCUUUGCUCUGCCGUCUCCUGAGCACAUCCUGGGUCUCCCCAUUGGCCAACACAUUUACCUGUCGGCCAGGAUAGACGGGAAUCUGGUGGUACGUCCCUACACCCCGGUGUCCAGUGAUGAAAACAAGGGCUUUGUGGAUCUGGUUGUUAAGAUCUACUUUAAAAACAUCCACCCCAAAUUCCCCGAAGGAGGUAAAAUGUCUCAGUAUUUGGAGUCGCUGAGAACUGGGGAGACCAUUGACUUCCGCGGACCCAGCGGCCUUCUGACUUACGGAGGGAAAGGAAGUUUCCAGAUCCGAGCAGACAAGAAAUCUGCCCCAGUCACGAAGAAGGCGAAGCACCUGGGAAUGAUCGCCGGAGGGACAGGAAUAACCCCGAUGCUACAGCUCAUCAAUGCUAUUAUGAAGGACAAGGAUGACCAUACAGUGUGCUAUCUACUCUUUGCUAACCAGAUGGAGAAGGAUAUCCUGCUGCGAGAUGAUUUGGAGGAACUUCAGGUCAAUCACGGCUCCCGCUUUAAGCUAUGGUACACGCUGGACCGCGCUCCUGAGAAGUGGAAUUACAGCCAAGGAUUCGUCAACGAGGACAUGGUCAAGUCCUUCAUGCCGCCUCCCGGGGAUGAUGUCCUGAUCCUGAUGUGUGGCCCGCCACCAAUGGUCCAGUAUGCCAUAAACCCGAGCCUGGACAAGCUGGGCUACCCCCAGGACAGGAGGUUUGCCUAUUAGUCCCCCGUGACCGUCCCCACCC